Merops nubicus (carmine bee-eater) is the source of this 436-nucleotide messenger RNA. RefSeq names its product secreted frizzled-related protein 1. NCBI's taxonomy places the organism in Eukaryota, Metazoa, Chordata, Aves, Coraciiformes, Meropidae. Gene Ontology annotation, biological process: non-canonical Wnt signaling pathway; negative regulation of canonical Wnt signaling pathway; canonical Wnt signaling pathway. The record is from RefSeq and is a predicted model, not a curated record. The annotation marks the transcript as partial. The transcript has a single exon. Gene Ontology annotation, molecular function: Wnt-protein binding.
GUCAGCUACCAGUCCGACCUGGGCCCCUACCCCGGCGGGCGCUUCUACGCUAAGCCACACCAGUGUGUGCCCAUCCCCGCCGACUUGCGGCUCUGCCACAGCGUGGGCUACGACAAGAUGGUGCUGCCCAACCUGCUGGACCACGAGACCAUGGCUGAGGUGAAGCACCAAGCGAGCAGCUGGGUGCCGCUGCUCAACAAGAACUGCCACAUGGGCACCCAGGUCUUCCUCUGCUCCCUCUUUGCCCCCGUCUGCCUGGACCGGCCAGUCUACCCGUGUCGCUGGCUCUGCGAGGCCGUGCGUGACUCCUGCGAGCCCGUCAUGCAGUUCUUCGGUUUCUUCUGGCCUGAGAUGCUCAAGUGUGACCAGUUCCCCCAGGACGAUGUCUGCAUUGCCAUGACGGCUCCCAAUGCCACUGAGGUCUCCAGGCCCAAAG